This is a messenger RNA of Nymphaea colorata (pocket water lily), 3161 nucleotides long. Its product is annotated as kinesin-like protein KIN-14D. NCBI's taxonomy places the organism in Eukaryota, Viridiplantae, Streptophyta, Magnoliopsida, Nymphaeales, Nymphaeaceae. Gene Ontology annotation, molecular function: ATP binding; microtubule binding; microtubule motor activity. The transcript has 18 exons. The record is from RefSeq and is a predicted model, not a curated record. Bases 447 to 2744 code for a protein of 765 amino acids. Gene Ontology annotation, biological process: microtubule-based movement.
AUCUCUCUCUCUCACUGUUCAAUCCGAUCCCCGAGAACCGCAAGAUUGGCCCGAUUGAACAUAGCGGGAGAAAAGAAAGACGAGAGCAGAGCAGAUGAGAAGCUAAGGUUUCUUGGAUCUAGACGCUCGGAGAAAAAGCUACGGGUUGGGCGUGCCCGUUGCUUCAGACCCACGUCAACGGAGGAAGCCCCUGCAGGGGGGCUGAGUUGAACGAACGCCUUUCUUUUUGUGUUUGAUAGAGAACUUUCUUUUAUUUUUUUUUGUUUAUUGGUGUCGUUUCUUGGCGAGAUGUUAUGCCGUAGUCGAGGUGAAAUUAGAUGUCAUUUGGCGACGACAAUAGCCGCCAGCCCCUGAGGAGCCCUUCCAGUGUAAGGGGAAGGGACCAUUUGAAGAAGUGCUUGAAAUCUUCGGAGAUUAGGCCGUGACACAUUACGUUGACGGGGAGGAUGGGGGCCCCGACUAUAAGGAGCCGACGAGUACUUUCUGAUGCAAAUGCGAGUCAGGGACUGGGAGAUUCAAUGAGCAGCACUUCUUCAACCACUCAAGGUUUAGGCAAUGAUGUUACUGUGGAUGGUGGAGUUGUUGAGUUUCGCAAGGAGUAUGUGAAUGCGCUUUUGAAUGAGCGGAUGAAAGGGAAAACAAAAUUUGAUUUUAAGGGGAAGUGUGAAAUGAUGACAGAAUAUAUAAAAAGGCUCCGCGCUUGCAUCAAAUGGUACCUUGAACAGGAGGAGCUCCAUGAUAUGGAAAGAGAAAAAUAUGCUGAAACCUUUGGUGAGAUGAACCAAAAGAUAGAUGAGUUGACUCAAAUGGUUGAAGAGCUGAGGAAGAACAAUGCGGAGUUGCAUGAAACAUUUUUGAAGGAAGAAGCUGAUAAACUGGCUUCAGUUGAAGCCUACCAGAAGGAAGUACAAGCUAGAAUUACUGUGGAAAAGUCAUUGGCAUCUAUGUCUGAAGAACUUGAGAAAUCACAUAGACAAUUAACAGACGCCAACCAGCAGAUUGCUGAACUUCAUGACAUUAACAAAAGGGUACAAGAGUACAACUCUAGUUUGCAGCAGUACAAUAGUAGACUCUGCAAUGAUGCUGCUAGUGCUUCUGCAACAAUUGCGAGGAUGCAAAAUGAGAAAGCUGCAGUUGUGGAAACCCUAAGUGGCAUUAGGGCUCAUUUGAGUUCAGUGCAGAACCAACUGGCUACUUGUAAAGAUUCACUGCAAGAGGCCACAGAUGCUCGAAAUUUGGCAAAGGAGGAAGUAGGGCGGCUGACCAUAGAGCUACAGCAAGUAAGGGAGGAUAGGGAUAUGCAAAAGGCUAAAGUAAACAUUUUGACUGCAGAGGUUGAAAAAUAUAAAGAAUGUACAGGAAAAUCGACUUCUGAGUUGGAAGGUUUGAUGACAAAGACUAAUUGCCUUGAGGAGAGCCAUGAAUUUCAGAUGGAGCGAGUAAGAAUGCUUGAGCGACAACUUAAAGCUUGUCGUAAAGAAAAGCAGAUGCUAGAAAUUUCAGUGUUGGAAAUGGACAAGGAGUGUGAAAGUAAGAAAAAAACAUUGCGAGAGCUUGAAGAUACACUUGCAGAGAAAGAACUUCGUAUUUUUGAGGGAGAGUUGGUACGCAGAAAAUUGCAUAAUACCAUCCUGGAGUUGAAGGGAAAUAUACGAGUCUUUUGUAGGGUCCGACCUCUGUUGCCUGAAGAUGACUGUGGAGUUGGUAGUGAAAUGACUGCUGUAGGAUAUCCUUCAUCAGCAGAGUUGCUUGGCCGUGGGAUCGAACUCAUCAUAAAUCCUGGGCAGAAACACUUGUUCAGUUUUGAUAAAGUUUUCAACCAUGAGACUUCUCAGGAGGAUGUAUUCAUUGAGAUUUCUCAGUUGGUUCAAAGUGCACUUGAUGGUUAUAAGGUAUCCAUCUUUGCUUAUGGUCAGACAGGUUCUGGUAAAACUUAUACAAUGAUGGGUGGGACAGACAAUCUGGAACAGCAAGGGUUGAUACCUCGAUCCCUGGAGCAAGUAUUUCAAACUAGUCAAUCUCUUUCUUCACAGGGAUGGACAUUUAAAAUGGAGGCUUCUAUGCUAGAGAUAUAUAAUGAAACAAUAAGAGAUCUGUUAUGUCCUGCUCGUUCUGCUGGUUUUGAAACAUCUCGACCAGAAAAUGGUGUUGGGAAGCAAUACUCAAUCAAACAUGAUGGAAAUGGGAAUACAUAUGUGACUGACCUUACGAUUGUAGAAGUUUGUAGCUUAGACGAAGUAUCCUCGCUUUUGCAUCGGGCUGCACAAGGGAGAUCUGUUGGCCGGACACAGAUGAAUGAGCAAUCAUCACGUAGCCAUUGCGUUUUCACAUUACGAAUUUCUGGAUCUAAUGUGAACACUGAACAGCAAGUGCGAGGAGUGCUUAACCUUAUUGAUCUUGCUGGCAGCGAGCGUCUCUCAAAGAGUGGUUCAACUGGGGAACGCUUAAAAGAAACUCAGGCAAUUAACAAAAGUCUGUCCUGCUUGGGUGAUGUCAUUCUGGCCAUCGCGAACAAGGAAUCUUAUGUGCCUUUUAGAAACUCUAAGCUGACAUACCUUUUGCAGCCUUGUCUUGGGGGUGAUUCAAAGACAUUGAUGUUUGUCAACAUUUCUCCUACUCCUUCCUCGGUGAAUGAGUCAUUAUGCUCAUUGCGUUUUGCUGCAAAAGUAAAUUCUUGUGAGAUUGGGGUUGCUCGCCGUCAGACACACAUUCGCCCAUCUGAUGCACGUUUAAGCUAUGGUUGAAAAGCUAACGGUGCUAAACUUUCUCAACGAGCAGGAUUAAUUUUGCCGUCUAGGUAAACAUUUGAUGCUGUAUGGAUGUCAUCUGAUCAAUCUGAGGAGAAAAGUGCUUUCUCCCAUGGUGUUGUUUGCAAUAAUGGUGGUCCACCUACUACGACAGCAGAAUAAUGCACCUGAAGCUUUGAAGGUUUUCGCUUCUGUAGUUUUCCACUGGUGUGGCCGUAUAGUUGCUACAGUGUUGUAUAGGUGUAUCUAACACUUUCUAUUGUAACAUUAUUGUGAAAAGAAAUGCAUGCAAUCCAUUUAGGUAAUCUUCCAGUGCACUUCCCCGUCCACCGUUGACCAAAUCUCAUUGCUUUGUAAGGCAAAGCUGUAUUAUAACGAUAUCCUUUCUCAAAGUUCCAGGAGUUGUCGAUACAA